Molecule: messenger RNA, 1437 nt
Organism: Anisakis simplex (herring worm)
Lineage: Eukaryota; Metazoa; Nematoda; Chromadorea; Rhabditida; Anisakidae
Source: the annotation of a GenBank genome assembly
AUGGAUUCACCAAAGGAAAAUGGCACUAACGCAAUGGGUUGUCAAGUUCAAUCGGGUCUCAGUAACAGAAGUAUUUUCACUGCACUGUAUCAGCCACCUACAGCACAUUCUUCUGCCGGAUCGAGUGCAUCCGAGUCAUCUGGGCGAGAUUCGAAUAAAAUGAAUACGGCAUCGAGUUCUUCCCUUGGGCCAGUUGCGAAUGGCUUUGCUCAAUCGUUGAAUGCAGAAGAACUGAACUGUGGUGCGUUCCUGGGUGGUUAUCCAAUGCUGCCAUCCAACGAUCCUUUGUUCAAGGCUUUUUCGCCAUUCGCUUUUAAAAUUUCAACCAAUGAUAUUGGUCAAGGCAAUUCACAAGAAUUUAAUAUGAGCGCUAUGGGAGAUUCGGCGAAAUGUGAUGGCGAUACAGUGAAUUGUUCGGAAGAAAUUUUUGCCCGCAAAGUUUUCAUUGGUGGAUUACCAUUCGAUGUGAGCCAAGAAGAAAUUGUUUCAACUUUCAAGCAGUUCGGCACGAUGGUUGUGGAUUGGCCAUAUCGCUCGGAUACUUGCUCAAAGAAUCGCACACACACUUUGUCGCAUCCAGUUGGAAGUUUGAAGGGUUACGUGUUCAUUGUGUUUGAGGACGAACAGUCGGUUCAGCGCUUGGUGAAUAGAUGCCAUAAAGAUGGUGACGAUUACUACCUUCUCGUGUCCAGCCCUACGAUGCGCAAUAAACCGGUGCAAAUUCGACCGUGGCGACUGGCAGACAUCACAUACAAACUAAGUGAUAGCAUGGUGCUUGAUGCUCGUCGAACGGUUUUCAUUGGUGGUGUACCGAGACCGACAAGGGCAAGUGACCUCGCACGAGUUUUGGAGGGGCUCUAUGGUCCGGUAUGUUAUGCAGGGAUCGACAUUGAUCCUGAACUGAAAUACCCGAAAGGAGCUGCAAGAGUUACAUUUGCAACCACAGGAGCAUUCAUAUCAGCUAUCAGUGGUCGGUUCGUCAAUGUCUUUUGCGGAGGGAUAACCAAACGAGUUGAAAUUAAGCCGUAUAUAAUGGACGAGCAAAUGUGUGAUGAAUGUGGUGGAGCAAAAUGUUCAGGCAAUUAUGCACCAUAUUUUUGUGGUGAUGUGUAUUGUUUGCAGUACUACUGCGAAGAGUGCUGGCAUUUGCAGCACAGCUCAAACGAAAAAUUCAAAUCCCAUAAACCACUCGUGCGAGUUGGUGAUCAGAUCAAGGUGACCAUCGCUUUUUUUAGCACCAGUCAUUUCAUUAAACAAAUCGCAUUGCAUGAUAGAUAUAUACAGUUUGCGAGAGAGAUCGCUUCAAUACGAUUUCUGCUUUGUCUGCAGUAUGACAUGAUCGAGUGCGAUUAUUCAAGUAGUGGUUUAUCAAAAAAGAAAAUGAUACUCUUUCAAAGAUACUACUCAUCCGUUGUAAUCAUAUCGCUACGUCAGUGA